AUGUUGCAGAAACAGAGCAUUGUUUUAAUCAACAUCAUCAUCACAUCAAUGGAGAAGCAAGUUGAAAAAAACUUCACCUGGGUGAUAAAAUAUCCCAUCUGUUUAUCAGAUAACUGCUUUUCUGAUCCAUUUCUGAUUGCUGGAUGUAAAUGGCGUCUUAAAGCCUUUAAGAGAGAGAACCUUGAGCUCUUGUAUCAGUAUCAAGGUGUAGCAGAUUCUCAAUCAUUGCCUUCUAGAUGGAGAAGAUAUGUAAAACUUCGCUUAACAAUAGUUAAUCGACUAUCUGAAAAACUCUCUACAGUGACAGAUUCAGAGUUUAACUUUGAUGAGAAGUCUCCCAUGCGUAUGUAUCCAACCGUACUGCCUCCUAAACUUGUGGCAAAAGAUGGAGGGUUUUUGGUAAAUGGAGAAGUAAUGAUUGUUGUUGAGGUGGUUGCUCAUCUAGUUAUUGGCACACUAGGUCAAAGUCAUGGUUUCAUGUUCUUCCUCCACAGAAGAUGGAAAAAUGAUCACAAAAGUGCUUUGUACAUCUGUUUUGACUCGCAGGUGGAAUCUGUGAGACGUAUAUUCGAAAAACAUCCAGGUAUUGCUGCUGAUUUCCGAGCAAGAAAUCAACGAAUGAGGCAAGCGUGUAUGAGUUUCAUGCUAAGCUUAAUAGAGACGUUGUGCCAGUCACUUGAGGAGCUCUCAAAUGAAGAUCUUGUGGAAGCAGACAUUGCGCUGACAUACUUGAAAGAAGCAGGCUUUAAGGUGGACUGGUUGGAGAAGAAGCUGGGCCAACUAAAGGAAAACAAGGAGAAAGAGAAGUCUGGUUUGGUCAGGCUCCAAGAAAUAGAGGAAAGUCUAGCGAAACUGAAGCUACAGUGUUCAGAGAUGGAUGAUCUUGCAGAGAAGGAGAAGUCAGAGUUGUCAGCCACCAGAACCGCUCUGUCUUUGGAUCAUCUUGUUUGA
Messenger RNA from Thlaspi arvense, 951 nucleotides. NCBI's taxonomy places the organism in Eukaryota, Viridiplantae, Streptophyta, Magnoliopsida, Brassicales, Brassicaceae. The record is from the annotation of a GenBank genome assembly.